AUGACCGCCGCCGUCGCCGUCGCCCCCUCUCCAGCAAACCAGGGUCCACGUCCGAAUAACAACACGGCGAAAUCGACUGCCCCGCCGCCAACGGACCGGCAUGGCUCUCGUCAAUCGCAGCCAGAUCCUCUCUCGGAUCGCGCGACAGCAGCGCUGAUCCGUCGCACGCUUUGCACACACCAGCACAGCGACAAGAACCGUGAUGCGCAGCCUCCUAUCGACGAGCUGCUCCCGCCUCUGACGAGCCGUAACGAUGUCGACCUACAACUGUACGCGUUCCUGGCCAUAAUGCUACGAGAUUUUGUGCAGACAUGGUACAGCCGCAUCACGUCAGAUGAAGCAUUCAUCUUGGAGAUUGUGCACACUGUAGCACACUGCACGAGGGCCCUGGAACAACGGUUUCGAAAGGUGGACUUGGAGAGCCUGCUGCUGGACGAACUACCGGAUCUCCUGGACAAGCAUAUCACAGCCUACCGCACUGCGCACACACCAAUGUCGCCAGGGCCCAUUGAAGCCAGGCCACGGCAGGUAUACCAUUCGCUCUGUCCGCUGCCAUUCAUGGAACCCGUCCCUCAGCACAACGAGCCCGAGUCCACCGUCGCAGAGCAGGAACAGAACGAGUCGGCAUACCGACAGCUCCUCGUACAGGGCGUGCUCACAGUGCUCCUGCCUACGGAGGACCUUGAGAACCCCUGCUUGACAUCCCUAGUCGGGCAAAUUUUCUCGGAGCUCAUCAUCGGUAAUAUUGUUGCCAAGAAAGCAGCGCAGCCGUGGAUGUUAUGGGAAGCCAUCUGCAUCGUGGCGCGGAUCGUCCAAGAGAGGAAGAAGGGCAGCACAGCUCAAGACACCUGCGGAAGUGCAGAAGUUGAUCGCGUAGAUACGGCUGCCCGUGGUUGGUCGCUUCACGGGGUCGUCUUCGCCUUCCUGAACGCAGCGCUCCUCUUUGUCACGAGUUUUCGCUCAAUCGUGGGCACGAUCGCUUCGAUAUCGUCUCUUCCAGCUCGUAUGGAGCAAUCAGAGGCCCCGGUGAGGUCGGACGGUUCGAUGGUCCUCUUGAUAGUGAGCAUCAAGAAGCAGAACAUCGACAAGAGCGGCGCAGCCACAAAGCUACUCUCGUACCACAUUCGAUCCCACUUCUCCGCCUCUCAGCUGCCCACCUUCCUCCGGAUGAUUCGAGGCGUGCUGUUCCCCAACAACGUCCCUGGUAAGUCGACACUGGCGGCGCCCGAGUCUCACGCCGAGCUCCUCGCUCUUCGUCGUCGGGCCGCUAGCGCACUCUGGGGUCUCGUGCCGCGCACAGUGGGGAAGGUAUACCUUGGCGGCCGCCUGAAGAUGCAGGUAGAAGGCGGUCAGGAUGAUGGUGACGAGGAGGAGAAGAUGAUUGAAGAGGUGGAGGGGCUGCUCAUGGUGCUGGACGACGAGUACUGCAACAAGCACCUUGUCUAUGGGGUACUUGAGCUCGUGCUGGUGCGGCUGAUGCCGGAGCUGCGUGACAAGGGGGUCGAAGAGCUCUGGGAAGAGCGUCUUGGGAACUAG
This is a messenger RNA of Emericellopsis cladophorae, 1536 nucleotides long. RefSeq lists its product as uncharacterized. Gene Ontology annotation, cellular component: late endosome; extrinsic component of endosome membrane; early endosome. Lineage: Eukaryota; Fungi; Ascomycota; Sordariomycetes; Hypocreales; Bionectriaceae. The coding region runs from base 1 to 1536 and encodes 511 amino acids. The transcript is spliced from 5 exons. The record is from RefSeq and is a predicted model, not a curated record. Gene Ontology annotation, molecular function: phosphatidylinositol binding. Gene Ontology annotation, biological process: endosome to lysosome transport; protein targeting to lysosome; early endosome to late endosome transport.